Messenger RNA from Populus nigra (black poplar), 2135 nucleotides. RefSeq names its product probable disease resistance protein At5g66910. The record is from RefSeq and is a predicted model, not a curated record. Lineage: Eukaryota; Viridiplantae; Streptophyta; Magnoliopsida; Malpighiales; Salicaceae. Bases 1667 to 2023 code for a protein of 118 amino acids. Gene Ontology annotation, biological process: defense response to fungus. The transcript has 3 exons.
UUCUUCUAAUAAUCAAUAUAAGAAGGCAGCUCCUGGAAGAUUUGAAUGGGACAAGCUAGCUCUUGUCUUUCCUUGAUUCAAGCCGUUGUAAGCAGCUGGGGUUGAAGAGCUGGGGUUGAAGCUGGAUAUAUAUUGCAUACUUGAAGCUUUUGAACAUAUAUGAGAAGUUUCUGCUGGAGGAUUUUGGAGAAUAUUUGAAAACUUUUACAAGAUUUUUGUUGAGAUUUUGAAGUAGAUUGGAGAUAUCUAGCUGUUGAAGGAGGGUUGUCUUCUUGUUUUGGUAAGUUAACUGAAUUGCUAUGAUCUAGUUUGCAGUGUAUCUUUUCUUGGUCCCAAAAUUCUGGUGGCAUCUGCUUGCUUCAGUCAUUAAAAACGAAGGAGAUGAUGUCUUUUGUAACCCUUCUCUUCUGUUUCGAGAUGAUCAAUCUUUUCUGUUUUGACCGACAGCCGCUUGAAUAAAAAAAAGGAAGGUAGCCGGGUCUCAGCUGGGUUUACUCGGGUCGACCAGGUUCUAGGUCGACCUGCCGGGUCGAUCGGGUUCCACCGGGCCAACUCCCAAACGGGUUUACUUAGACUCGGACUGGUCUCAGGCCCGAGUCAGCCAGGUCCCGGGUUGACCCGCCGGGCCGGUCCGGGUUUCAAAACUAUGGUUGUAAGGCUUGAUAAAUCAUUCCGGGCCAAGCAUGAUUGAUAUACUUGAAGGGGGAUGUUGUUCCAAAGACAAGUGUUAACACUCUUCAAAUGAGAUGUGACAAAUCAUCUGGUCAAAAUGAUCAUUUGGAGUGAGCAAAGGGGUGCUUGGGUGACUCUGUGAUUGAGAGGUUUGGCAAGUACCUGUAAACUUAGCCACAAACGCUCUCGGAAUGGUAAGCUUGGAAAAGCUGUAGAAUGCAAUCAUGUACUGAAGAAGCAAGAGGACAAUUGCCCAAAUAAAUGGCAAAGGGGGUGAUUGUUAGGAUUGUUGCCAUUAUAUGCAGCAAUCAUAAAGCAUCUGCAACCUAUCUUCUAGAAGAGGAUGGCUGUCAUUGCCAUUGUCAAAGAGGGCUAGCUGUUGAAGAUGAGCUGGAGUUGGUGGCCACCAUUGUUGACAAAAGAGCAAGAGGAGCUGCUAUGGAUGCCUAUAAAUAGAGGCAUACAUUAGAGAGCAAAAUGAGAGAGGAAAAGUAGAGCCAAAGAUGUGAGAAAUGUAGGAGAGAGUGGGCUGCCAAGGCAGCCAGCAGUAGCCGCCAUUGCAGCACUAAGAAGAGAGAAAUAGAGUGAGGUUGAGAAUUGCUAAAAAGGGGAUGAUUCCUCCUCCUCUAUUGUUGUAAAUCUUGUACUCUUCCUAUAUAAUGCAAUGGUUUCUCCCGUAGAUGUAGGCGGUUUGCCGAACCACGUUAAAUAUUGUGUCAGUGUGCUUAGCCUCUAAUGGGCAAAUAUCAGAACAUCACCGGUCGGAACUCACUACAACUUUAACAAACUUUCAUAGGGAAACAGCAAUGGCAGCUCAAUUACUUGGUGCAGCUGUUCUGGGGAAAUUCAUGGUGGAGCUGUUGGAUGCAGUGAUGGACGUGAAAGACAAAGUCCUCAUGUUUAAGUCCAACUUGGAGCGAAUGGAAUCAAUCAUUCCAAUUCUCAGAGACAUUGAAAAACUGAACGAAGCAUUGGAUGGUAGAACGGAAGAGACAUGUGGAUGGAAGUGUACAAGCUAGACGAAGAAGCAUAUGCCGUUGCCAAAAUCCAGGAACUCUCUAACAUGAAUUUAGUUGAUCUUGUAGUCAAAAGGAAUUAUCUACGCAGCUGCUAUAAUCAUCACUUCGCUCUGCAGCAUGAUCUUCUAAGAGAGUUAGCUAUCCAUCAAAGUGACUUGGAACCACUAGAGCAGAGAAAAAGACAAGUUCUGGAGAUCUGUGCAAACAAUGUCCCUGACUGGUGGAUGGACAGAAGCAGCCAAGCAUUAGUAGCCGCCUGUUGUCUAUCUCCACAGAUGAAAACUUCUCAUCAAGUUGGUGCUCCAUGCAAGCUCCUGAAGUUGAGGUUAUGAUCCUUAAUUGUCGACCAUGAACCGUGGUUAUUUUGCUACAGAACUUAGUAAUUUCUCACUUCUUACUUCUGUACCCAACUUGAUGAGAAUCAGAUUGGAGCAGGUUUCAAUU